GGGGUCAGAGCUUACAUCCGUGAACCAAACGGAUUUGAUUCUUUGGUGUCUAGCCUUCUUUGUUCCUACUAUCGUUUCCGUUAUUGCGUGGUGCAUGGUAGCUAGCUACGUUAGCGCUACCUGGUAAAGCGAAGUGGUGUUUGUUGUGAUUAGAGUGCUAAGCAUAUGGGCAACAUUACUCCAAGGGUGCGUGUUUGGUUGGCCUACCUAACCGCAGUUAUUUGUAAAAUGGUAGCGAUACACAGCUCUCAAUUCAGUUUGGCAUAGGAACCACGGAGGAAUGCUGUAGCUAACGGUGGCUAACGUUACUCCCAUUUGCAGUUUCAGUGUUUAACGUUAUACUCCAGCUAACCUAACGUAAGUGGCAUUGGCAUCGCUGUACUGGUAUUAUGUGGUUCUGUCAUGAAAAACUAAGCAGCUGACAACCAUCCUGACGGUUCCUCUACCUUCCCAAAACCAAGGUCAAUGGGCUACAUCCACGGACAAAGCGAAAAUACAGCACUGUAAAUGGGAUGCACGAUCGACUGUAGAGGAUAUCUUAUUUGUCUCCAGGGAAACACUUUGGACCGUUUGUAGCCUAAACUGGUGCAUCAAUGAACGAGGAACCACUUGAGAACGUGGUCCCUGGCAGAAAGCCUGUGGAAGAAGAUGCGGGACAAACCACAGAGAGCAGCAAAGAAGAAAAAACCUCUGUGGCAGCACCAGCACAGGAGCCUUUGGCACCCUCAGACAGACUCCAUACAAAUGAAAACCCCAGCUCAGAUCCAGCAAAGGAAACUCCAGGAGAGGAACAGGAGGAGGCUAAGGCCACUGGUGGCGAGCCUCCUGUUGACUGGUUUGAGCCGCUUGAGGAUGACGAUGAUGCCGAUAGUGUUGAUAGGAAUGAUCCAGAGGAAGAAAGCCUGGCAGGAGAAAGUGAAAGGAGUGAGAGCAUGGUGGGCAGCGAGAAGACCUUGAAAAAGAUUUAUCAGCUUCAGAUUCCCCGCCGUAAGCGAUCACAUCCUGAUGAAGGAUGGGUUGAGUGGCCAAUACUUGGAGAGGGGUGGAAACGCAAAGAAGUUGUUCGGCGCUCAGGUUGUAGCAUGGGACAGAAGGAUGUAUAUUACUUGAGUCCACGGGGUGAUCGAGUGAGAAGCCGAGUAGAACUGGUUUCAGUGCUGGAGGGGUUUCUUGACUUGUCAGCCUUUGAAUACAAGACAGGAAAGUUCUACGAUGGCGAAGCACCACCCAUAAGAGUUCGCAACAGAGUGAAGAGAAAGAUCCGGGAGCGCUCUUCCUCAGAGUCUAGCUUGAUGGACAGAGGAGAGAGGGCCGACACGCCAGACUCCCACCACAGGCUCACCCCCAGUUUUGGGCCCAAAAACCACUACUCCAACCAGCCAAGUGUCUCCUCGCACAGUAUGAUGGGAACUCCAAACCAAGGCUCUCGCAAAGAGGAUCUGCAAGGGGAAGAUAAAAUCAGACUUCCCCAUCCCUCGUCAUCCAGACCGCUCCCGCUCCCCUCCAUAAAUGGUGAAAUUGGGUCAGAGGACAACACUCUGGUCUGUGCCAAAUGUGGUAUUUCCUUCACAGGCACAUGGUAUGACAAGCAAAGGAAGAGGCCCUGCUGUCCCACCUGUUGGGCAGCCUCAAAGACAAAAGAGCAUCCGAUGAUUCGUUUCAGAAAGUGGAUUCCUUGUGGACAGUGUGUGGGAUGCCACAACACAGUGAAUUGCGGGCAGUGCGCCAACUGCAAACAUGGACUGCAGAGCCCAGAGUCCCGGAAACGCAUAUGCCGGAAACGCAAAUGUAUAUGUCCUAUUCGCAAGGCCCCUGGAAGUGGAGGCUUCUUGCAGCAGAUGCCUUACAAUGACAUUCCUGAAACAUUUGAUGACAGCAUGAGUUUCCAGAGUGAAGUUACGGACUCACAGCACCUGAGUCUCAAAAGCAGUGACACAGAGAACUUCUCAGUCAACGUGGACGUUGACGAUGAGGAUGACAUGUCAACCGACGACGAUGACGAUGUUACAUUCUCCUCAUCGCCCGACGCAGAUCUGAUGUUUUCGUCUCUUCAGUGGAGCAAAUGGAAAAUGCUCAUAAAACAGUGGCAUAAGAAGCGGAAGCGGCGAUCCUGUGGAGAAUGUAAAGCCUGUCUCUGCAGGAAAGACUGCGGCACAUGUGAUUUCUGUAUAGACAAACCCAAGUUUGGAGGCAGCAACAAGAAGAGGCAGAAGUGUCGACUACGUCAGUGUCAGAGACAGGCAAUGAGACACUUGCUGCCUUUCCAGAUGGGACAAGGUGACUAUGGGCCAGAUGGCUCGAUGCUGCCGGGCAGACCUAGACCACACUACACAUACAGUCGAAAGUCAAAUUUAAAGAAAAACAAAGGAUCGCAGUCUGGCUUGGACUUCACUGACAAUGAAGAUGAUGACAGUAACUUCCAAGCAAUGAAUUGGAGCCCUGAGCCUGCCAGCGGUAGCAAACACCACUACGAACUGAAUGUGAGAAACCACCAAUCAUCUAUGCAGUUGAAUCAUUUGGAUUUCGGACAGCGAAAUGGACUGCAUGACAGAGUCCCUCACAUCAGCAACCACAACAACUCUGAACUAGACCAGCUAAGCAGAUGGGGUGCAGAGAAAUCCCACGCAGGCAGACAUGGUCAGAGGCAUGUUGAUGAUGAUGAGGAAGAAGAAGAAGAGGAAGAAGAUGAUGAAGAGGAGGAGUUGCCCAUGAUCACACAGAUCUUCAGUUUGGCUGAUAACCCAGCUGGGAGUGGUGCGGAUAUAGAAAACCAGCUAAUGAAACUGCUACAGUCUUUGCGCUCCUCUGUACUGCCAAUCCUAUGGUAUGCCAUAAUGGUGGAGGGCCCGCAGCUGCAGCUCAUCCAGUGUUCUAAACAGUCCAGCAUGACUGACACCAUGGUGCUGAUCGACCCAGGCUUCUGCUAUCAGGUCAUUGUCCAAAAGCAGCCGCUGCUCCCCACCCACCCGCUGUACGACAAGUACCCAGCACGCUUAACCUCAGUGACUGAAGUAGUCGGUCUGCUUUUGGGCCUGGAGAAGUACGUUGUGUGCCAGGGACUGCCCCCCAAAGAUCCAUCAGUUAUUAAAGACCCACUCAUACUGGAGCGGGCAUCAACAUGUGAUUUCUUGGUUAAGAAGAAAGUGAGCGUCUGUACUAACUGCAGAGCGCUGCAAGGACUUUAACUUCAGCAGAGACGGAAGAAGAUCUGUGGCCACAGCGGAGACCACCGGUUCUCCGGUGCAACUUUCUGCCAUUUUCUUCUUUUUGUUUCCGUUUUUCUUUUGGUGAGAAUACAUAUGACAUUUUACAGAUUUACCUCUGGACUGUAAUAGUAUGAUUUUAUUAUUUGAAGAAUCACCAAAGGCAUUCCAGGUGCUGUGACAUUAUAACCCAGGCGUGUUUCUUCUCAGAUGUCUUCUGUUAUGUUGUUAUGUUGGUGUAGGGCUUUUCUUCAUGACUGUUAUGUCAGGUUUUGGGCAGUGGGAUGGAUAUAGCUGAAAUCCAUUAGCCCACUGUGUGGUUAGUGUGCUGUUGGUUGAUUCACACUCUUACUUGAGGAAUCUACAACCCUCACCCUCUCACCAUUAUUACACUUUUGAGUGGUCAUUUAACCCCAAAUGUUGUCUCGCUCAGCCCAAAACUGAAACUGUCUUUUAAAAAGAAAAUAUAUAUAUAUCUUUUCACCAGCAACAUUGGACACCAUGUCAACAAUGUUGUCAUGCUAUCUGUAAACCAGCAGACUGAAGUUUUUGGGACUAAAUAAGUUGUUUCCACCUUGUCCACCUCUUCCAUUUUAUAGUAAAUUAUAUUAUGAUCACUACUGCAGUGGCUUUCUUAGAGUUUGAUUGACUUAUAGCAUUUUGUUUUUUUUUUUUUUUUUUUUUUUUUCCACCCAGUUUAUUUAGCAACAACUUUGUUGAGUCAUCAAAGAUUGAGAUAUUUUUUUCUGUGCAAUACUGGCACUAACUUAAUGUUCGAACGUCUAAGUUAUUGUGUAUACCAGUAUGUGCAGUUAAAGGAAUUGAAAAAGGAGACUGUGAAAUAUGUUUUGUAUACUAGACUUUGAUUAGACAGAUUACAGUGUAUAAAAAAUUUAUUCACCUCCCUGUGGAUGUUUGCUUUUUGAAUUAAAUCUCAGUGGAUGUAAAAAAAAAAAAAAACAGAAAAAAGGUGGGAAAUAAAUUUCUACAAAUUGACCAAAAAAGGUACAAAUAUAAAACUCAGUGAGUGAGUACUUCAUCCCCUUUACUAUGACACACAUAUAUCAUGAGAGGGGAACAAUUUGUGAGUCCCACAAUGUGUUGAAUAGAGAUAAUCUGGAUCUAAUUUAACAAGUCUAACAUAUUUUCAGUUACUGAAAAGCGCCAAUUGAGAAGGAUACUAAAACAUUUUCGCGACACUGAAUAUCCCAUGGAGCCUAAAGCUCAGUCAUGAUGACCUACAUGGCUCUGUGGCUGAGUUGGGAGACAGUGUUCGUAAAACAACUGUUGCUUGAACAGCUGCAGCUUUAUGUCAGAGAGGCAAAGAGAAAACCACUAUUUAAAAAAAAAAAAAAACAACAACAAACAACUCAAGACAUCUGAGGAAGUGAUUGCCGGAAGACGGAAUCCAAGUUAAUGAGGGUUCUAUGGUCAGACGGGUUUAAAAACAGCAAUGUUAUUGUGCUGGAGUCCAGACGUUAAUUCUCUGCGACAUUUAUUGCAGAUUGUCACUGUCAAAAGCCUGAUUACAUCCACUCUGAUGCAGUUUUUUUUUUUUUUUUUUAAAUGACAUGAAAAAGGGGUGGGAUACUUUUUAAAAGCACUGUAGUUACAAUGCAGUAAAGCCAUGCUGUUAAAAACAUUUUACAACUAACAAUCAUGUAAAAGAUUCAUUACACGUAUCUUCAACAAUGCUAAGCAAAUCCAUCUCCCCUAGACUUUUUUUUUUUUUUUGAUUUUGGUUUGGUUUUGAUUGGCAGAUUCGACAUUGAUCAAUACUGAGCUCAGAGUACGUACACUUCCGUUAGUAUAUGCUUGUAGAAUGUAUUUUCCACAAUGGUAUCCUCAUAUGAAACUGUUGGUGUAGCCAAAACUCAUCUUACAGAUGACAUUCUGUAUUUAUUAGGUUGAUAGAAGUGUGUUAAACCUCUUUAAACCACGUCCUUCCAUUUCUGUUCUUGACUAGUAUGAUUGUGGUAUUUAAUAUUGUAUUUUAAACCUUUAGAUCAAUUUUGCUUAAAUUAUAUAAUAUUUCGAUUUUUCUCCCGUCCCCCUCUCCAUUGGGAUGUUUGACUUUAAUAAUGUGAAAGUUUAUGGAUUCUUAUCAGAUUUAUUUUUGUUUCUUGGUUUCCUCGAGUAAUUGUGCAGCUUUUGAAAUGUUUGGGAUCAGUUAAUUAUUCUUAAAAAAUAUAUUGUUAUCUAGUCUUUGAAUGAAAACAUAUUUAAAGAAUUGAAGCAAAAGUUUUCCAUAUUUCCUGUCUUUGUCUUUCUGAAGGCAGCGUUCAAAUAAACUUUUCUUGCUGAACAGA
Messenger RNA from Siniperca chuatsi (mandarin fish), 5512 nucleotides. RefSeq names its product methyl-CpG binding domain protein 1b (gene mbd1b). NCBI's taxonomy places the organism in Eukaryota, Metazoa, Chordata, Actinopteri, Centrarchiformes, Sinipercidae. The coding region runs from base 594 to 3185 and encodes 863 amino acids. The record is from RefSeq and is a predicted model, not a curated record. Gene Ontology annotation, molecular function: zinc ion binding; DNA binding. The transcript has 18 exons.